AUGGUAUGCUCUGCAUCACAAUCGGCGUAUUUGAAACAGAAGCAUGGAGCAAAGUAUCUCCAGGGUGUUCGUGGUGAUGUGAAGGCCACGCUCGACGUUCUUGAAUUGCUCAAUGCUGAGAAAGAGCUGCGUCAAGAUCAGGUCGACAAGGCAGCUUAUCAAGUGGCACUCAAGGGGCAGAACAUAUUUCAACUGAUUCAUGACCUUGGCCAGAAAUCAGAGUUGGGUGGUGGGUUCAAAAGGUUCAUGGAUCAUCUUCUUGAUGGCCCCGCAGAGCAAGCUAGGCUUGAUGAGAUGCGGAAAGAGCUCAACGAAUCCAAGGCGACCUUAAUCCUUGCCUUACAGAUGGCGCAGGUUGGGCUCAUUAGAUCAGUCGGGAAAGGCGAUAUCAUUGUCAACGUGCAGAUUGUUACCCAAAUUGACGAACGGGUACAGCAAUGCACAGGGUCGGAAGAAGGACUGCGCCUUGCGCAGCUACUGCAACAGCGAGCCUGGAAGGAUGAAGAUGGGAAGUGGCAUCUUAGUGACCAAGACUUGGCAGAGCUUUCAAGGCCGCCACCCUACGUGUACAAGCAAGGUCCGCAUACUCGAGCUGAGGUGAAGGACAACACAGUUAUCUCUGCAACCUUCAUCGGAGUUGGCGUAGGCAAGGAUGGCGGGGACGAGAACUCGGUGUAUCACCCGGAUGAGCUGAUCGUCACAAACAACAAAGUAUCUCAAGGUGCCUUAUUUGUUGGCGGCGGAAUUUCGGCAAAAAACUUGGCCUAUCUUCGGCGAAAUGGUGUUUGA
Messenger RNA from Colletotrichum spaethianum, 789 nucleotides. RefSeq lists its product as uncharacterized. The transcript has 2 exons. The record is from RefSeq and is a predicted model, not a curated record. The coding region runs from base 1 to 789 and encodes 262 amino acids. NCBI's taxonomy places the organism in Eukaryota, Fungi, Ascomycota, Sordariomycetes, Glomerellales, Glomerellaceae.